Messenger RNA from Colletotrichum phormii, 1632 nucleotides. RefSeq names its product mitochondrial carrier domain-containing protein. Lineage: Eukaryota; Fungi; Ascomycota; Sordariomycetes; Glomerellales; Glomerellaceae. The transcript is spliced from 8 exons. The record is from RefSeq and is a predicted model, not a curated record. Bases 65 to 1204 code for a protein of 379 amino acids.
ACGACACAAUUACCGACAGCAGCGGAAUCACCGGGGAGUGUCACCAACCUUUGCGUUUGAAACCAUGGCAGCACAGAAAGACUUGGAAAGUCAGCCGCAGCAGUCGGACGAGCGGACCCCGCUCCUGGGGACACCCGCCGAGGCCAGAUCAAGCCAGCAGGCGGCAGAGGACAACAAUGAAGCCAACGGAGGUGUCCAGGAUCCUGAACAGGUGCCCCUUAUUACGGGGCAGGAUGCGCAAGAGAAGAAACAGAGGACUACCAGCUGGUGGCUAUGGAGAGCGUUCUGGGCAGUUCUCGCCAUCUUCGUCCUCGCUGUUUUUAUCAAGGGCUGGAUUGAUGCCAAAGACACCAACUUUGACCUCAAAGCAGCUCUUAUGAGAGCUCUGGGCGGUGGCUUGAGUGGCGCCGCGGCUAUGGUCUUGCAAGUUCUGACCCUCAUGCCCAUCAGGACUAUCAUGAACUACCAGUAUCGCUUUGGGUCUGGCUUCAGGGAGGCGACUCGCACUCUUUAUGAAGAUGGAGGAGUGCGCAGGUAUUACCAGGGAAUCGGAGCCGCAUUGAUCCAGGGGCCGGUUUCCCGCUUCGGCGACACUGCCGCUAACGCCGGUAUCCUCGCACUUCUCGAGUCAAACUCGUUCUUGAACCAGCUCCCUACCUUGAUCAAGACCAUCUUCGCUUCUCUUUGUGCUGCUGCUUUCCGCAUGAUCUUGACUCCCAUUGAUACUCUCAAGACGACGCUGCAGGCCCAGGGCGCCAAAGGUACCGCUAUCCUGAGACAACGUGUAAAGACAAAUGGUAUUGGAAGCUUGUGGUGGGGAGCUUUUGCGACUGCCGCCGCCACGUUUGUCGGCCACUACCCUUGGUUUGCAACCUACAACUACCUUUCCGCCAACAUUCCCGAACCGGAAAAGAGCGACAUUUUCGUGUGGCUUUUGCGUCUUGCAUUCAUUGGAUUUUGUGCUUCCAUCAUCUCUGAUUCUGUCUCCAACUCGCUCAGAGUAGUGAAGACCUAUAGACAAGUCAACGACACGCAGAUUUCAUACUCGCAAGCAGCAAAGAUUAUCAUACAAAGAGAGGGCUUCCUUGGCUUCCUGGGACGUGGUCUCAAGACCCGAAUCUUGGCCAACGGCCUCCAGGGUGUCUUGUUUUCUAUCCUUUGGAAGUUGUUCCUCGACCUCUGGGAGAAGAAGACGCACUCUUAGUGUCCAUCACGCUGAACCUGGCUUGACAACCGUCAGGUGACAAGUCGAGAUUCUGAGAGCCGCCCAACUCUCUGUAUGUAUUCACCUACCUAGAGAAGGAACGAGUAAUCCGCCAUCGAGGCAAUAGAGAUCUGCAUCGUAGUAACUUGAGUAUGGGAAGUGUUUGUACGCGGAGUUUGAAGUAACGUUUAGUCUUUACGUGGAUGUUAUCCGAUAUUUGCUGCCUCAAUAAUGAGCCGGCUAUUCUUUGACCGGUAAUUCGGCUAGAGUCAGUCUCGGCAGCUUGAGCUGGCACACAUGGCCUCUGGGGUAGAGGAAGGCGUAAAUAUUUGGCGAACACUGCUCCAAUCAAGUAACUCGCAUAUUAUCUCAGUGAAUGAGGCUGGUUUCCGUCUUGCUAAAGUUCACUCAGUAAUACGUUGUCUGAG